Oncorhynchus kisutch (coho salmon) is the source of this 9115-nucleotide messenger RNA. RefSeq names its product ceramide synthase-like. The transcript is spliced from 5 exons. Bases 468 to 1313 code for a protein of 281 amino acids. Gene Ontology annotation, cellular component: membrane; endoplasmic reticulum. Gene Ontology annotation, biological process: lipid homeostasis. NCBI's taxonomy places the organism in Eukaryota, Metazoa, Chordata, Actinopteri, Salmoniformes, Salmonidae. The record is from RefSeq and is a predicted model, not a curated record.
UAAGAUAGCGCUUGUCGAGUCGUUGAUAGUUCGCAUAUAGCAAGGUACCCCAACUCGGAGAAACCGACGCGUAGGUCAAACCUUGCCUCGGUUUAAUUCACAUAUGUAUUAUUUUUUCCCCAGUUUUUUUUUCUGGUAGAAUAUUCCGAAACCUCGAUAUUAAAUUGUAUUCCGCGGCAUGUAGUUAGCGUGCUGUCUAACGUUACCGGCUUUGCGUCAGGAGUGAAGACCAAUCAAUCACCGGGUACCUUCGCUAGCUAGGUUGUGUGUACAGUGUGGUGUUGCUGAGGCAAGGGAAAAAACGCAGCGGUCACCGGUGACUGGAUCUUGUGGCGUGAGCACUAAUGCUGUCUAGCAAACACGGCGAAUCCCAGUCGCCGGUGUAAAACGCGGUGUGUAAAAUACAUCUUGCAGCCCUCGACCCAUAUUAUAAUAAUAGAUAGGUCGAUAGUGGGAGAAGCGCAAGGAUGUUGCAAGUGCUGGCUUGCGGCGUCGUAGUUUUUCCCGGACUCUUCUUCGUCUUUCGGAAGGUACUCCCGUCCAUUUUCAAACAGUGGACCGAUGCAGACGUUGUACUGGUCAGCGAGAGGCUGGUGUCCUCCAUCCACGCCAUCAUGGCCACCACGGCAGGAGUCAUCGUCGUAUUGGCAUGCAGCGGUGACGUCAUGACUGACAGGUACUGGCUGGCCACCUACUUUGUCAUCUGGUAUGGCGUGCCCUACAUGACAUACGAUAUCUACGCCAUGUACCUCAGCCACUACUACCGCUUCCGGGUCAAGGGUCACGAGGAGUAUAAGGAGCACUCGUUGACCACGAUCAACUCGUUUGUCCGCCGUGAGUUCCUGCUGGUGCUCCACCACAUCGCGCUGCUCACCAUCCUGCUGCCCGUCACCCUGUUCUUCAGGAGGGACCAGGGCGAUUACUUCAUCGGCUGCCUGUUCCUCACAGAGCUCAGCACGCCCUUCGUCUCCUUAGGGAAGAUCCUCAUCCAGCUGGGUCUGCAGGACUGCUGGAUCCAUAAGGCCAAUGGGGGCAUGGUGUUGCUCAGCUUCUUCCUGUGUCGAAUCGCCCUCUUUCCCUACAUGUACUGGGUCUACGGCCGUCACUACGGCAUCCCCGUCUACGGCGUGCCCUUCCACCUGACACUGUCGGUCAACCUGGGCAGCCUGUGUAUCCUGGCGCCGCAGGUCUACUGGUUCGUGCUGCUCUGCCGCAAGGGCUGGCGGCUCUACCAGCGCCAGUGUCACUCCUCCCCCCUGCCCCCACCUAGCCCCCCCUCCCUCACGGACAACCAACCCAAGGGAAACGAUUAGAGCUGGAGAGCUCACUCCGUCACCAUCGCUCUCUCUCUGUUCUUUCUCGGUUCUCUCUACUCUAUAUGCGCUCGAGUCACACAAAAAUGAACCACCAUCGACUACUACUUACUACUUCUACUGCAGAAGCACUUCGGCUACAUACCACAGUCUCCACAAAACUACUACCAUUACUACUAUGAUUCCACUAGUACUGCUACUGCUCCUCCUUCCCCUGAGCCCCCACCCCCAUGUUUCCCUUUUGCUUCGAUACUACUGAUCGCUCCAUGCCCAGUCCAAGCUAUACUCCAUUUUUUUUUUUGAGUGCUCGUGUGCUUGGAUUAGAGUGAUUGGACAAGGGUUAUAUUUGUAGUGCUACACUGGAGUUUCCCUAAAAGAUAUGAAGAAGACCGAGAAUGGAAGUCCUGGCUAUUUUCGGGGGGGGGGGGGCUGAUACACUCCCCCGGCCCCUCCACUUCAUCUAUUACUUGCUCUGCUGAUUGGAAGAUCAGUUAGUGUAGAUGAAUGUGUAUGUAGAAUUUGUUGAUUUAUUUUGUUUUGUCAAUGGUUUUUAUGUCAAGUCCUGAAGAUUCACAUUUUAUGAAGUGUUUGUCCACCCACCCAGUCCUCAUCUUUAAAAGACCGCCGGCGGGAGAGGAGGAGAAGCGGGAAAGGGGACUUGGCAUGGAGAUAGUAAUGGUGACAAGGCUGGGUGGAGGGGUGGAAUGGGAUGGGGUGUUUACAAACUAAGAUAGGUACGGGUGUCACCUCAUCUACAUUUGAAGGAGAAAAUGAGAAAGAAAUGUUUGCACCAAGCUCUUUGCACCAGCAUAGCUAUACAAAAACCCAUUUAAUGUGAUUGGAUUGUGGAACUCCACCCUCCUUUAUCCACCUCAGCGCCUCCCCAUUGUCCCGUUUCCUCAUUCACAGUUCUCCAUGGCUGCCGCGGCUGGCCAAUCGGUGUGCCUGCAGCGCGCUCGUCUUCCUCCUUUGUUGUUUACGGCCCAACAGGGUUCUGUGUGCUGUCCUGCUGCGUCUGUUUACAUGAAUUCUCUAAACCCACGCCCCUCAGUGUCACACAGGGUGGGGCAUCACAAGCUAGGAGCCUCUCUCUAUAUUAUGUGCUGUGUCCUCCCUACCUAAAGGGGGUGGCUUAGCAAAAGCUUUGUCCGUAUGUUUACAUACACAAGACUUCUCUGGGAGCGCUGUAGCAGCAUUAGAAGGAAUGGGAUUGCUCGUUUAGUCCCGGGUUCGACUCCAUUGCAACAGCUGAAGCUGCUUUUAAUGGGUGGAGACAAGACUUUACGGUCACUCGACGUCAAGUUUGUGGGGUGGGAGUGGUGGGGUGAUUCUUUUAGGUCAAUGCUGCCCUCUGGCAACAGGGGGUCUGGGGGCCACAUGGGAGGGGCUUGUAUACCACUGGGCAUCCCUUUUAAGGUCACAUUGUGUCCUCCAGGGACCGGCCCACUAGGUGCCAGUUGGAGCAAUAAAACAGACGGGGUUGAAAAUGUCGAGGACAAUUUAAAACCCCAUGUAGUAGAGAUUAACCUGAUGUUUAGAUUUAAAAAACAGUAAUGUUCCUAGCAUGAUGCUGGAGCAGGAUGAUUACACAGCUGCAUGCGGCCCUGCUCCAAAAUUAUACUCUAUUUUCAAACAGAAGAUUGUCGAAUAGAAUAAGAAAUGCUUGAUGGUGGCGAUACACUCAUUUAAUGUAUUCUACUUUUACUCAUGAUUGCCUUUUCUGGGGAUUAAUUAUGAGUUUUCCCCGAUUUGGUUGGCUCCUUAAAACAGGUCAGCAAGCAGGAAACAACCCCAGUUUUUUUUAAAGUAACUGUCCAGUGAAAAUAUCACUUUUAAAAGUUCAUAUUCUGUUAACUCGUACCCAAAUGUUGACUCAUCCUAUAGUUGUAUUUGUGGCCAAAGCAUAAAUUGGAGGGAAAAAAAACACCUCAAAAUUGUAUCUAGAGCUGUGACGAUAAGCAGAAAAUUACCGACAUUACCUUCCCCUUACCGAAGCAUUUUGCAUACAUCAGGAAUUUUCUGUGAUUUUGCUAUACAAUGUUUCUGUAGUUUGUCCUAAAAUCAUUAUUUGGUCAACAGUAAUAGCCUAUGCAUUAUGUUGAUUCCUGCUUGUCCCUGUUUCACUGUUGGCUGCUGACACCCACUGCACACGGCGGAGGAGAGAUGCAUUCUGAGAAGCACAAGCAUAUGGCCGUUGCUCAAAAUGCUAUUGCGGGGGGGAAUACCGUUUUCAAAGCAACUACGUUUGUUCUAGUUAGAGAGGAGACACAGCUUUCUGUGAGUAUAUCAUGUAUUUAUCACCUCAAUUGAGUUCAUGGAAACACUUUACAACCGGAAUAGGCUGUAGUUAGUAUGGUUUCGAUGCAGCCGAGAUGAGCAGAGCCCGCCAUUUGCAGUUAAUAUGCCUACAUCAUGUAGCCUAGGCCUAGCGGUGGAAAGUUUCUGUAGGACAUUCGCCUACGUUUACUGAUAGCCAUGUAGGCUAAUUAUUUAUCCUAUAUAGCAACAAUAUCCUAUUUAGAGUUAGCAAUCUAGCUGUUUUGAGUUCCCACUUCCUCAGGUGGUGAAUUAUAUAGCCUUUAGGCCAAUCUGCACAAAGAUGUCGUCAAAAAUACACCUGCUAAUAUUGGAUCAUAUUUUAAUAGGUUACAAAUCAAGGUAUCUCAUGCAUUUCCUGGAUAUGUUAGAUGAAAUGGCUUACUUUUUGAGUCAGGCUGCUACUUGGCACUGAAAAAUAAAUUAUCGAGAGCCCUGCCGCUAAUGUAAAGUAACUGUCCAUUUAAAUAAAAUAAAAAGAUCAUUGUAUUUGUUAUCGAGCAAUAUUGUUACAUUUAUUGCAAUACUACUUUUUGUCCAUAUUGCCCAGCUCUAGCACCUCCCAAUUUUUAUUUCUAUAAUUUAGCGCAGAAUUAUCAUUGGAGCAUAAAUUUUUAUUUUUUUUACAUUAUCAUGAUAUGGGUUUUUGUCCAUAUCGCCCAGCUCUACAGACAGUUUAAAAAAUGCUAGCUGUUUCCACAAAGAGGAUGACGCAUUAAUAUUUUUUGACUGGUCGACACCCACACCAUUCGGCUGUUUAGGUACCACACCAUUCCAAAACAGAAAAUAUGCUUUUUAACAUAAUACAAUUUUUUGGGAGAAGAAACAAUUCCAGUCAUUGUAAUUAAUUCUAGGUCAUAUUUCAUAGAAAUCUGGACACUACUUUAAAUGUGAUACAUUUUAUCAUAUUGUCCACAAACCAAUAAUACCUUGAAUACUUUCCCAGAGUUUUAUGUUGUCUUUUACUCGUCCGUAGCCUUCAAAUAUGAAGGCAAUAGUUCUGUAUAAAUUAAACACUGUUAACUUGUAGAUAAUUAUUGCUAAUUUACUAGUAAAUUGAAGUGCUGGUUAUUUUAGCCAGAGUGCCCAUCCACGGCAUGUGUUUUAUAGUGGCAAGGAGGAACUGACGCUUGUUGGCAUCAGUGCUGCUAGCAUGGAGCACCAAUCACAUAGCUGUAAAUACAGGAUAAUAAUAACUAAAUAUGUUUGUUUUUAGAGAAUGCAUUACCAUAUGCAAUUUUUUUUCAUGAAAUACAACCUUGAUAAUGAGAAGCUUCUAUAGAUUCUGUUAGCACUUUGAAAAGUUUGAAGCCGUGAGAGGUACAUUAAUAUCACGUACACACACACUAUUUCUGCUGAAACUCAACACAUUCUUCUAGUUUUAACACUGACCAGACUUAAGAAGGCUGCCCUUGGCAAUUGGAUACAUUUGAGAAUGGAGGGAAGUGUUUGUGUGAGGACCAAAACAACUUUUUCUUUCAAACCUACAUGCCCUGACCACAUUUUAGCUUGAGCAAAUCAUCAUGUAUUUAAUCAACGUUAUCUGGUCUUAGAGGCUAUUUUAAUAAGUAUUGGGCCCCAGGAUGCACCUUUGCAUCAGUUUUGUCAACGUGGCCCUGUCCGCUGAAGUUCUGUCUGCAUGUUAGGUUGCAUUUUGGGGAUUCUGCUGUCCUCUAGGAGACUACUGCAUUGUGGGGACUGCUCUCUGUUGGUGACUGAUGCAUUGUGGGGACUGCUCUCUGUUGGUGACUGAUGCAUUGUGGGGACUCUGCUCUCUUUAGGAAACUGCGGCAUUGUAGGGAAUCUGCUCUCCUCUCUAGCGGACAGUUGUAUUGUGGUGACACUGCUGUACUCUGUAGACCCCUGCAUUGUGGGGACUCAGCCAUUUUCUGCUGAGAAACACUCCAGUCCGGGAAAGGACCAAACCAGGCCACUGUGCUUCCGGGGAGGCGCUGGAGCAAGAGCAGAGCAGGCAGAAGGCUGGGGAAGGGAGGAAGGGAAGCUGAGUGCUGCUGCUUUUAAACGAUGGGCUUGUUUGUCUGGUUUGGCCCGGACCCCGAGACAGAGGCAAAGAGUCCAGCUUUAUCAAUAUGCCCCGACUCGUGUCUUUUGUCUGUCUGUCUGACUGAUGCGACCACAGAUCUCCAAACAGAAACUUCCCAGGCCUUCUAAUUGUGCGCUCUCACUCUCUUGUCCUCCCUAUUUCUCUCUCUCCCUUCCUGUCUCCAUCUUUCUCACUCACUCUUCGUACCCUUACUUUACGUUUACCAGCAUUGGGGAACAUCCCGCGUAUGCGCCACGUCUAUUUCUAUGGGCACAAGCACUGUUCAUGACAAACUGUUCACACCUCUCUUGUUGGUGGAGAGAAUGCAGGUUUAAAGCUUAUUUCCUGCAAUUCUGCCCCCAAAAAUAUAUAUAUUAUUAAUUUUUUUAAAUAAUUGUAAUUUAUUUAUUUAAAUUAUUUUUUUUGUCAUGGGGUGCAAAGAAAAUUGUUCAGUUUUAAUACAAAUGUUUUUGCAGUUCCAUACAUUUUGCCAUGUCUAAUGUGUGUUCAUGUGAUAUUGAGUGACAAAAAAAUUACAACAAUAUCUAUGAGCUAAAAAAAUGUUAGCUGACAUGGGCUAGUUGAUCUGGACAUUUAUAACAAGUUGUAAAUAGCUCUUUAAGGUAUGCAAUGACUAACAUGACAAGAGGACCUGAUGAUGCACUACCCAAUUGCACCUUGAGCAUUCUACUAUUACAGCUCUCAAGAGUAAGUUUUUAAAGCUGGAAUGUGUUCCUUAAAAAAAUUAUGCCGCCCCAGAGUUUGGGAACCACUGAUCUAGAUGAGCCGUUGCUGGCAUCAGGUGUCCAGUCUCUCCACUCAGCAGCUCAAGAGUCCAGGAGUUAAUUAGGCUACAGGGCCAUUUCCUAACAAGGCCAAUCAAGCCAUUAUGGCUUUAAAAAGGCUCUCUGGAUGUACUGCUCACAGUGACACGCCUAAAGGACAGACUCUCCAUCUGUUCACAUGGGUUACCUCCCAACUGGCACCCUAUUCCCUAUAUAGUGCACUACAUUCAACCAGAGCCCUAUUUUAUGUACUGCACUUGAUUUUAUGUAGGCCUACUUUUAAUGCAAGAUGUCCUUGACUAUCUUGAAAUGUGUACCCCAAGUAAAAUGUAUUAUUAUUAUUGGACCAGAGCAGAAUCUGCGUGCCCUCACAAGUCAAUGCCACAAGUGUCCUCAUGAUGCAGGACCGCCGCAACCAAGGACAACCACUUUUGGGAACCUAAUAUCGACAUUUCAGAGACAUUUUCCCCCCAUCUUGAAGUGUUUUUUUGUUUGUUGUUUUGAUAUGUAAGACCAUGACAGAUGGGGUUUGGCCUGAAAAGGUGGGGUGACAUGGUAUACCUUUGAAAUUUCCCUUAGUCUGUUGCAAGGUCGACGUCGUCGUGAGGUAUGAGGCGGAUUAUAAAGAGCUAGUAGUCUCAUACACUUUGACACUCAGGGCACCUUGACGUGUCGCUAAAGUGCAAUCCCCCGCCCCAUACCCUGACAUCCAAUCCAGAGCCUUCAAAUCAUGCAUAGGGUUCAAGGGUCUGCAUGCAAAACACAUAUCCUGUUAAUCAUCUUUAUUUUAAUUCUUAAUCCGGACAGAUUUGUUUUGUUAUAAUAUAUGAAUUCUUAUGUUCGGCCUUCUUGGAGGCUCCUCUCUUUGCUCAGGGUUUGAUGAAGAUGUUAACAUAUAACUGUAUAACUUAGAUUUGUUUUAAAAAUUGUGAAACGGAGUUACGAUGAAAACAAUGGAUUCUGAAAUAUGAAAAUACCUGGAAUGGCAUGUGGUUUUCUCCUGCUUGUGCCAUUGUUUUCUUCUUUGCUUUCUUCCAAAUGCAUUUUGACAUGGCUUGUGGUAUUGCAACCUGUAGGGUUGGUAGACCAAAGAUUGUCAGGCACUUUAGUCAACCCCCCCUCCCCCCCAGACUGCAUGGGGCAGUGUCUCCCCUUCCCACUAACACAACCCUUAUCCCAGGUCAGCAUCCAUCCAUAUCCAGUCUAUGUAGGAGCCUCGGCACAGUGAAGCGUGAGUUGUGCAUUAUCAGUGUGAUCAGGAUUCAUGGCUGUGCAUAGGUGGAACAUUUAGCUGGGGUCUGGGGGCAGUGCCCCCUAGGCUUACUUUUCCAGUAGUUUUACUGCUUUGAUUUCACACAUAUCCACACAGGGCCGGUCCCUCUUAUCAAGGGACUCACAGGGGCCUGGUAGGUGUCGAGGGUAUGGCCCACUGACUGGCUGGCCACUGGAUUCAAGUUAAAACUGAAUUGGGUUACAUUUCUGUAACUGGGCUGAUAAAACAUGUUUAUUUUUAUUUUAAAUAUGCAUUUUAUCCAUUGCAUGCAUUUCCUCUGUCCUCUUUGUACAAUACUACUGUACACGUCUUCUUUUAAAAAAUCCCCCAUACUUUAUUUUUUACCCCGUUUUCCUCCCCAAUUUCGUGAUCUCCAAUUACGAUCUUGUUUCAUCGCUGCAACUCUCCAACGGGCUAGAGAGAGAGAGAGAGAGAGAGAGAGAGAGAGAGAGAGAGAGAGAGAGAGAGGGAGAGAGGCAAAGGUCGAGUCAUGCAUCCUCUGAAACAUGACCUGCCAAACCGCUCUUUUUAACAUGCGCCCGCUUAACCCGGAAGCCAGCUGCACCAAUGUGUCGUAGGAAACAGUUCAACUGACGACCAAAGUCAGCCUGUAGGCGCCCGGCCCGCCACAAGGAGUCCCUAGAGCGCGAUGAGCCAAGUAAAGCCCCCCGUGGCUAAACCCUCCCCUAACUCGGACGACGCUGGGCUAAUAGGGCAUCGCACAAUGGGACCCCCAGUUACGGACGGUUGUGACACAGCCUGGGAUCAAAUCCGAGUCUGUAGUGACGCCUCAAGCACUGCGAUGCAGUGCCUUAGACCGCUGCGCCACUCGGGAGGCCUUAUAUUUUUUUAAGACAAAGGGUGUUUGUCAACUCCUUUGGGGGGUCUUCCAAUGUGCUUCCCUCUUCCAUCAUCACGGUUUGGUUAAAGUUUUUAUAUACUCAAGUUCCGAAUUUGUUUGCUGUGCUUAGUUUUUUUGUGGAUUUAGACUCUCUCUAUGACAGUACACUGUGUACUGUUAACGUUUUCUGUCCCGAAUCGGACUUCCAUCCUCACAAUAGUGUCUGUCACCUCAUGUCACCUUUUGGCUGUGUAAUUUACUAAAUGCAGCUUAUUCACUACCUUCAACACUCCUUGCCUCCUGUUAUUUUUGAUAACAUUAUCAGAUUUUUUCAUAUAUAUUUAUAUAUCUGAUUUUGAUAUAUACAUAUAUAUUACGUUUUUUUUUGUUUUUGUAGUGUGCCCUUUUUGAGGAAUUUCUUAUCUGAGAAACGAAUGGGCUCUUUAACUAACCUAAACAUUGAUUGAGAGGAAUUAUUUUGUUGCAACUUGUAAAAGACACCCCAUAAAGACAAAUAAAACUGAUUUGAUGAAUCCUUUUAAA